Molecule: messenger RNA, 1024 nt
Organism: Lotus japonicus
Lineage: Eukaryota; Viridiplantae; Streptophyta; Magnoliopsida; Fabales; Fabaceae
Product: protein cornichon homolog 4-like
Exons: 4
Coding region: 109-522 (137 amino acids)
Biological process (GO): vesicle-mediated transport
Source: RefSeq, a predicted model, not a curated record
GGUGCGCGCUUCGCACGUGCGACUACUAUGUUCUUCUCUUUCUCUGUGUAAUUGUGAAUUUGGAAAGUCAAAGUAGGAAGGUAAGAGAAAGGGAGAGGGAGACAGAGCAUGGCUGAUCUAUUCAUCUGGCUCAUCUCCUUCUUCCUUCUCAUUGCCUUACUCGUCCUCGUCACCUACCAGCUAAUGUGCCUGGCAGACCUGGAAUUUGAUUAUAUUAAUCCUUAUGACUUCUCAUCUCAAAUAAAUACCGUGGUCUUGCCUGAAUAUAUUAUACAAGGUUUCCUCAGCUGCUUCUACCUUAUUACUGGGCAUUGGGUCAUGUCAUUGUUCUGUGUUCCAUAUCUCUGCUACAACGUUCGAAUGUAUAUACAAAGAAAGCAUUUGGUUGAUGUUACUGAGAUAUUUAACCAGCUCUCUUGGGAGAAGAAGCAACGGCUUGUGAAGCUCUUCUAUAUUGUUAUCACCCUUUUCCUCUCUGUAAUUUGGAUGAUCUAUACAUCAAUGGAUGACCAUGAUGAUUAAUUAUGGAUUGCUUCUUUUGGGGAGUCCUUUUCUGGAAGUAACCAGUGCAGCAAAUUCCCAAACAGCUGUGGUAGAGCUAGUUAAUUACUUCUCGUACAUGACACAAUAAUGUGUUUGGAUUUCCGUUAAACUCAACGUGGGAUCCACGUUGAAGCCAAUGUGUCAAAAUCCUGCUUUUCCGGUCUACAUUAAACUCAACUUGGCAAAAUCUAACUUCUCCAUUGGUGGUGCCUUUUAGAUAUGUGAAAUCAUGUUUGCGCUAACGCCAAAACAAACAUGCACUAACAUGUUCAACUGCACUUUAGGGGUGAGUUUCAGGCUUGUUUUGAAUGUUGGACUGUAAGAUAUAUGUAUCAUUGUACCGCAAGCAGUUUCAUAUCCUGGAGUUUUUGUGCUUAUUUAACUCACGUCUUCCUGCAUGACUAAAAGCAUAUAGAGGAGGAACUUGUAACUAAUGAGGGAUUUGUUUUUUUUGCUAAUGUACAAGCAAUGUAUUCAUACA